Molecule: messenger RNA, 9710 nt
Organism: Limanda limanda (common dab)
Lineage: Eukaryota; Metazoa; Chordata; Actinopteri; Pleuronectiformes; Pleuronectidae
Gene: rab44
Product: RAB44, member RAS oncogene family
Exons: 9
Coding region: 1-8622 (2873 amino acids)
Molecular function (GO): GTPase activity; GTP binding
Source: RefSeq, a predicted model, not a curated record
AUGGGCUCCACCCGCAGAAACCCUGGAUCACGAUCCAAAGUGGUAAGUCAAGAGCAGAGACUUACGCAAUCAGAGAGUGUAGAGCCCUCCAGCCAGCCAGAGAAAAGCAACUACAGAGAACAGACAGAGCCUAAAUAUGGAAUUGAGCAAGUGCCAGUUGCAUCACCAACAGAGGAGAUGUCUACAAUGGAGAGUCAAAAUGAACAUUUGAGCUCAUCUGAGGUUGGAAGUGCCCAGUACUCUGAUGAUGUUGUGGAGGAAGUGCAUGAAGAGGAAGUUAAGCCAGUGCACAUGCAAACAAUGCACCAAAUCUAUGAGGAGUCAGUUGAGGAAAGAACCCCCAGUUUACAAACUCUGGAAUCAGAAACAAAGUCGCCUUUUGAUUCACAACCUGUGGACAAUUCUGUGAACAUCAAAGAGGAAACUCAGUCGGGCUUCAAACUCACAGGAAACCGAAGAAAACUGGGGUCAAGCCGAAGACUUAAAGGAAGACGGCACGGCCCAGAGAUCACUGAACCAGAGGAGGAGGUUGUAGAAAAUACCUGCAGUGAUGAAGAAAAGACUGAAAAAGAAACAGUGCCAACAGAAACAGGAACAAUUAGUCAGGAAGAAUUGAAAGAGCAAACCAGCCCAGAUUUCAAUCUCACUAAGAAAAUUACAUCAGCUGUAGAGGAGCAGGAAAACACAGAAGAAAUGCCAGAGGAAGAUAUAACUCUGUCACUGAAUAUGAUGGACAACAGAACAACAGUGACAACAGACUUUCUCAAUUCUACUGAAGAAGAACGCAAAGACCCUUCCAAUAAAGACCAUUUGGCUCAGGAAACAAACACUCCAAUUGAAGUCACACCAGAUGAACCUUUUUCUGUUGCACCAAAUGAAACGGAAACAUUUGAAAUUGGUCAUGAGGAAAACACAAGAGCAAAGCCAGCUGAGAAAGAUGGGAUUUCUCCAGCAGCAGAUGCAUCUCACAGCAGAGUAGAAAUGGACAACAAAGAUGAAUCAGAUCAAAGAAACUUGGAUGUUGAUGUAGAUUUGAGAAAUCUUGACAGGGUGGAGGUGGUGGAGGAGUUAUCGUCAAUAGUCACAAAAGAGGAAAAUGCACAUUGGUCACUGAGUACUGUGGAUAAAGAAAAGGAAAUUAAUGAAACCAGUUCUGUGCACAAUGACGGACAAAAGCUGCAAAGCAAUACCUCUGACCUGCAGACGAUAGAGAGUAACAUGAUUCCAAACAGAGAUGAUUCGCUGGCUCAUCUUCCUGAUCAGUCAGAAUUCCACAAUGAUGAAUUUGUUAAUCCUGCCACAUUUGUUCAGGGAACUGAUGUAAGUGUUGGUGAGGUAGAUGUAGAUGUUAGUGCGGAGCCAACACAGCAAGAUGAUUUUAGAAGCAAUGAGAUGCAAACAACCUCUGCGGUCAUCGGUAGAAGAAAUCCAUCAAUAAAUGUGUUGCUGCCUCCAAACACUGAGGACGCUAUCAACACUGACACUGUUCUUAUAGAAGCUACACAAAGUGAUAAGCAAAUUCCAGAAGGUUUUAAAGACGGGCUUAUACAGGUCCAACCUUUCAAAUCAGUAGAGGCACCAAGUGUUGUUGUGGCAGAUCAGGAGACGUUAGAAUCUCUCAUACAAGAGCCAAACAACGCUCCUGAAGGAGCUCACAAAACCAACUUUGAGAUGAAGGAUUCAAAUCCACAUGUCAGUCCCAACAGGCGAAGAAAGAUGGGCUCCACCCGCAGAAACCAUGGAUCACGAUCCAAAGUGGAAAACUCACAUCAAGAGCAGACACAUAAACAAUCAGAGAGUGUAGAGUCCUCCAGCCAGCCAGAGAAAAGCAACUACAGAGAACAGACAGAGCCUAAAUAUGGAGUUGAGCAAGCGGAAGAUUCAUCCCCAACAGAGGAGAUGUCUACAAUGGAGAGUCAAAAUGAACAUUUGAGCUCAUCUGAGGUAGGAGAUGCCCAGCACUCUGAGGAUGUUGUGGAGGAAGUGCAUGAAGAGGAGGUAAAGCCAAUAGACAUGCAAACAAUGCAUCAAAUCGAUGAGGACUCAGUUGAGGAAAGAAACCCGUGUUUACAAACUCUGGAAUCGGAAACAAAGUCGCCUUUUGAUUCACAACCUGUGGACAAUUCUGUGAGCAUCACAGAGGAAACUCAGUCGGGUGAAAACACAAGAGCAAAGCCAGCUGAGAAAGAUGGGAUUUCUCCAGCAGCAGAUGCAUCUCACAGCCGAGGAGAAACGGACAACAAAGAUAAAACAGAUCAAAGAAACUUGGAUGUGGAAGUAGAUGUGAGAAAUCUUGACAGGGUGGAGGUGAAGGAGGUGUUAUUGUCAGUAGUCACAAAAGAGGAAAAUGCACAUUGGUCACUGAGUACUGUGGAUAAAGAAAAGGAAAUUAAUGAAACCACUUCUGUGCACAAUGACGGACAUAAGGUGCAAAGCAAUACCUCUGACCUGCAGACGAUAGAGAGUAACAUGAUUCCAAACAGAGAUGAUUCGCUGGCUCAUCUUCCUGAUCAGUCAGAAUUCCACAAUGAGGAAUUUGUUAAUUCUGCCACAUUUGUUCAGGGAACUGAUGUAAGGGCUGGUGAGGUAGAUGUAGAUGUUAGUGCGGAGCCAACACAGCAAGAUGAUUUUAGAAGCAAUGAGAUGCAAACAACCUCUGCGGUCAUCGGUAGAAGAAGCCCAUCAAUAAAUGUGUUGUUGCCUCCAAACACUGAGGAAGCUAUCAACACUGACUCUGUUAUUUUUGAAGCUACACAAAGUAAUAAGCAAAGUUCUGAAGGCAUUAAAGACAGCCUAAUACAGUACCAACCGUUCAAAUCAGUAGAGGCACCAAGUGUUGUUGUGGCAGAUCAGGAGACGUUAGAAUCUGUCAUACAAGAGCCAAACAACGCUCCUGAAGGAGCUCACAAAACCAAGUUUGAGAUGAAAGAUUCAAAUCCACAUGUCAGUCCCAACAGGCGAAGAAAGAUGGGCUCCACCCGCAGAAACCCUGGAUCACGAUCCAAAGUCGUAAGUCAAGAGCAGAGACUUACGCAAUCAGAGAGUGUAGAGCCCUCCAGCCAGCCAGAGAAAAGCAACUACAGAGAACAGACAGAGCCUAAAUAUGGAAUUGAGCAAGUGCCAGUUGCAUCACCAACAGAGGAGAUGUCUACAAUGGAGAGUCAAAAUGAACAUUUGAGCUCAUCUGAGGUUGGAUGUGCCCAGCACUCUGAUGAUGUUGUGGAGGAAGUGCAUGAAGAGGAAGUUAAGCCAGUACACAUGCAAACAAUGCACCAAAUCUAUGAGGACUCAGUUGAGGAAAGAACCCCCAGUUUACAAACUCUGGAAUCAGAAACAAAGUUGCCUUUUGAUUCACAACCUGUGGACAAUUCUGUGAGCAUCAAAGAGGAAACUCAGUCGGGCUUCAAACUCACAGGGAACAGAAGAAAACUGGGGUCAAGCCGAAGACUUAAAGGAAGACGGCACGGCCCAGAGAUCACUGAACCAGAGGAGGAGGUUGUAGAAAAUACCUGCAGUGAUGAAGAAAAGACUGAAAAAGAAACAGUGCCAACAGAAACAGGAACAAUUAGUCAGGAAGAAUUGAAAGAGCAAACCAGCCCAGAUUUCAAUCUCACUAAGAAAAUUACAUCAGCUGUAGAGGAGCAGGAAAACACAGAAGAAAUGCCAGAGGAAGAUACAACUCUGUCACUGAAUAUGAUGGACAACAGAACAACAGUGACAACAGACUUUCUCAAUUCUACUGAAGAAGAACGCAAAGACCCUUCCAAUAAAGACCAUUUGGCUCAGGAAACAAACACUCCAAUUGAAGUCACACCAGAUGAACCUUUUUCUGUUGCACCAAAUGAAACGGAAACAUUUGAAAUUGGUCAUGAGGAAAACACAAGAGCAAAGCCAGCUGAGAAAGAUGGGAUUUCUCCAGCAGCAGAUGCAUCUCACAGCAGAGUAGAAAUGGACAACAAAGAUGAAUCAGAUCAAAGAAACUUGGAUGUUGAUGUAGAUUUGAGAAAUCUUGACAGGGUGGAGGUGGUGGAGGAGUUAUCGUCAAUAGUCACAAAAGAGGAAAAUGCACAUUGGUCACUGAGUACUGUGGAUAAAGAAAAGGAAAUUAAUGAAACCAGUUCUGUGCACAAUGACGGACAAAAGCUGCAAAGCAAUACCUCUGACCUGCAGACGAUAGAGAGUAACAUGAUUCCAAACAGAGAUGAUUCGCUGGCUCAUCUUCCUGAUCAGUCAGAAUUCCACAAUGAGGAAUUUGUUAAUUCUGCCACAUUUGUUCAGAGAACUGAUGUAGGGGCUGGUGAGGUAGAUGUAGAUGUUAGUGCGGAGCCAACACAGCAAGAUGAUUUUAGAAGCAAUGAGAUGCAAACAACCUCUGCGGUCAUCGGUAGAAGAAAUCCAUCAAUAAAUGUGUUGCUGCCUCCAAACACUGAGGACGCUAUCAACACUGACACUGUUCUUAUAGAAGCUACACAAAGUGAUAAGCAAAUUCCAGAAGGUUUUAAAGACGGGCUUAUACAGGUCCAACCUUUCAAAUCAGUAGAGGCACCAAGUGUUGUUGUGGCAGAUCAGGAGACGUUAGAAUCUCUCAUACAAGAGCCAAACAACGCUCCUGAAGGAGCUCACAAAACCAACUUUGAGAUGAAGGAUUCAAAUCCACAUGUCAGUCCCAACAGGCGAAGAAAGAUGGGCUCCACCCGCAGAAACCAUGGAUCACGAUCCAAAGUGGAAAACUCACAUCAAGAGCAGACACAUAAACAAUCAGAGAGUGUAGAGUCCUCCAGCCAGCCAGAGAAAAGCAACUACAGAGAACAGACAGAGCCUAAAUAUGGAGUUGAGCAAGCGGAAGAUUCAUCCCCAACAGAGGAGAUGUCUACAAUGGAGAGUCAAAAUGAACAUUUGAGCUCAUCUGAGGUAGGAGAUGCCCAGCACUCUGAGGAUGUUGUGGAGGAAGUGCAUGAAGAGGAGGUAAAGCCAAUAGACAUGCAAACAAUGCAUCAAAUCGAUGAGGACUCAGUUGAGGAAAGAAACCCGUGUUUACAAACUCUGGAAUCGGAAACAAAGUCGCCUUUUGAUUCACAACCUGUGGACAAUUCUGUGAGCAUCACAGAGGAAACUCAGUCGGGCUUCAAACUCACAGGGAACAGAAGAAAACUGGGGUCAAGCCGAAGACUUAAAGGAAGACGGCACGGCCCAGAGAUCACUGAACCAGAGGAGGAGGUUGUAGAAAAUACCUGCAGUGAUGAAGAAAAGACUGAAAAAGAAACAGUGCCAACAGGAACAAUAAGUCAGGAAGUAUUGAAAGAGCAAACCAGCCCAGAUUUCAAUCUCACAAAAAAAAUUACAUCAGCUGUAGAGGAGCAGGAAAACACAGAAGAAAUGCCAGAGGAAGAUACAACUCUGUCACUGAAUAUGAUGGACAACAGAACAACAGUGACAACUGACUUUCUCAAUUCUACUGAAGAAGAACGCAAAGACCCUUCCAAUAAAGACCAUUUGGCUCAGGAAACAAAAACUUCAAUUGAAGUCACACCCGAUGAACCUUUUUCUGUUACACAAAAUGAAUCUGAAACAUUUGAAAUUGGUUAUGAGGAAAACACAAGAGCAAAGCUAGCUGAGAAAGAUGGGAUUUCUCCAGCAGCAGAUGCAUCUCACAGCCGAGGAGAAACGGACAACAAAGAUGAAGCAGAUCAAAGAAACUUGGAUGUGGAAGUAGGUUUGAGAAAUCUUGACAGGGUGGAGGUGGUGGAGGAGUUAUCGUCAAUAGUCACAAAAGAGGAAAAUGCACAUUGGUCACUGAGUACUGUGGAUAAAGAAAAGGAAAUUAAUGAAACCAGUUCUGUGCACAAUGACGGACAAAACCUGCAAAGCAAUACCUCUGACCUGCAGACGAUAGAGAGUAACAUGAUUCCAUACAGAGAUGAUUCCGUGGCUCUUCUUCCUGAUCAGUCAGAAUUCCACAAUGAUGAAUUUGUUAAUCCUGCCACAUUUGUUCAGGGAACUGAUGUAAGUGUUGGUGAGGUAGAUGUAGAUGUUAGUGCGGAGCCAACACAGCAAGAUGAUUUUAGAAGCAAUGAGAUGCAAACAACCUCUGUGGUCAUCGAUAGAAGAAGCCCAUCAAUAAAUGUGUUGCUGCCUCCAAAUACUGAGGACCCCAUCAACACUGACUCUGUUCUUAUAGAAGCUACACAAAGUGAUAAGCAAAGUCCAGAAGGCUUUAAAGACAGCCUAAUACAGGACCCACCUUUCAAAUCAGUAGAGGCACCAAGUGUUGUUGUGGCAGAUCAGGAGAUGUUAGAAUCUGUCAUACAAGAGCCAAACAACGCUCCUGAAGGAGCUCACAAAACCAACUUUGAGAUGAAGGAUUCAAGUCCACAUGUCAGUUCCAACAGGCGAAGAAAGAUGGGCUCCACCCGCAGAAACCUUGGAUCCCGAUCCAAAGUGGAAAAGUCACAUCAAGAGCAGACACAUACACAAUCAGAGAGUGUAGAGCCCUCCAGCCAGCCAGAGAAAAGCAGCUACAGAGAACAGACAGAGUCUAAAUAUGGAAUUGAGCAAGUGCCAGUUUCAUCACCAACAGAGAAGAUGUCUACAAUGGAGAGUCAAAAUGAGCAUUUGAGCUCAUCUGUGGUUGGAGAUGCCCAGCACUCUGAUGAUGUUGUGGAGGAAGUGCAUGAAGAGGAAGUUAAGCCAGUACACAUGCAAACAAUGCACCAAAUCGAUGAUGACUCAGUUGAGGAAAGAAACCCCUGUUUACAAACUCUGGAAUCAGACACAAUGCCGCUUUUUGAUUCACAACCUGUGUACAAUUCUUUGAGCAUCAAAGAGGAAACUCACUCGGAAUUCAAAAUCACAGGGAACAGAAGAAAACUGGGGUCAAGCCGAAGACUUAAAGGAAGACGGCACGGCCCAGAGAUCACUGAACCAGAAGAGGAGGUUGUAGAAAAUACCUGCAGUGAUGAUGGAAAGACUGAAAAAGAAACAGUGCCAACAGGAAAAAUAAGUCAGGAAGAAUUGAAAGGGCAAACCAGCCCAGACUUCAAACUCACUACGGAAAUGACAUCAGCUGUAGAGGACUCUGUUAUUAUAGAAGCUACACAAAGUGAUAGGCAAAGUCCAGAAGGCAUUCAAGAAGGCCUAAUACAGGACCAACCUUUAAAAUUAGUAGAGGUACCAAGUGUUGUUGUGGCAGAUCAGGAGACGUUAGAAUCCGUCAUACAAGAGCCAAACAACGCUCCUGAAGGAGCUCACAUAACAAACUUUGAGAUGAAGGAUUCAAGUCCACACGUCAGUUCACCCAACAGGCGAAGAAAGAUGGGCUCCACCCGCAGAAACCUUGGGUCGCGAUCCAAAGCAGAUAAUUCAAAUCAAAAGCAAGAGGUGGAUAAAGAGGAUGUAAAUGUUGGCGAUGUUUCUCCUGAAAGUGACUCAGUAAUCACUGAAAAACAGCCACCGAUAAAUGAUCAGCAGGAAAACAGUGACUCUGAGCAAAGGAAAGAGAAGGUGUUUGAAACAGUGGAAUUGAGUCACACUGGCGAAUCUCAGGGGAAAGCUCCAGCUCAGCAAACACUCAAAGAAAAUCCUGAUUCUCUCAGUCAACAAGCAGAAACAGAGCCUCAUCUAACCCCAGAGUACCUCACUGCAAUAUCCCCUCAUGAUAAACAUGAUGAUACGUCAGAAUCAGCAGCUGGAGGGAGAAGAAGAAAGAUGGGAUCUAGCCGGAAGUCACGUGGACCUCAAAAGGAUGACGACAGCAUGAUGAGUGCACAAAAAGAGAGAGAUGCCAUUCUGACUGAUGAAAGUUUCCACAAGACAAGUCAGGAGCACAGAGACGAGUCUUCGGCCCUGGAUGAAAAACUAGAGGUGGAGGAAAGUGUGAAACAAUCAUCAUCUGGCAUCAGCGUCUCAAACGCAGCAAAGCACUCAAGGCCUCUGAGUGGGAAGGCACCUGAAAGAGGGACUCCGGUUCAACGGCACGAUGCUGAAAUGCACCUGACACAAGAGAGUCAAAAGACUUUUUCUUUGGCGGGUGAUUCCAAAGGAGCAGUCAUUGGAUCCAAACGUUAUAACGUGAUGCUGGUUGGAGACAGCAGCGUAGGCAAGACCUCCCUGAUGCAAAGAGCCCAAAGUGGGAAGUUUUCUUUCGAAAUACCCGCCUCUAUCGGCCUUGACACCUCUUUGUGGACUGUGGUGGUGGAUGGAAAGCCUGUGGUGCUCCAGUUAUGGGACACAGCAGGUCAGGAAAGGUUUCACAGCAUCACCAGGCAGGUCUUUCAUAAAGCCCAGGCGUUUCUCUUGAUGUACGACAUCACGUGUUCUCAGAGCUUCACCGCCAUCAGCUACUGGGCAAACUGCAUCCAGGAAGCUGCACCAGAAGACGUGACCAUUUUACUUCUUGGGAAUAAGAGUGAUAGUGGAAAACGCCAGGUUAACACUGAGGAGGGAGAAAUCCUCGCUAAGGAGUACAACUUUGAAUUCAUGGAGUGUAGCGCUGCCACAGGUGAUAACGUGAUUCACUCUCUGGAAACUGUCGCCAGGAUGUUGAGUGAAAAAGAUGACACAAGUGAGGAAGCCAUGGUGUUACACAAAGAGCCCCCCCGGAGCAAAAGGUCAGGAUGUUGCUGAACUUGUGACGAUGGAGAAACUCGGAUCCAAGUGGAGGUUCUGCAUUCAGUGCUCAUCACAAUUGUUCUUCUAAUCCAUGGUUACAUUUCCUUUUUACGUAUGCCUUCGGACAUUUUAGUAUUUCUACCAAGCCUGAACAGGUAAAUAGUUUAGAUGAUAAUAUAAGAGUAUAAAAUGAUAUGUUUGCUUACUGGACAUCUAUAUAUAUGUACUAUACACCUAGUGCAGGUGUUGUAUAAUACCAGGAUUCGAUUAAUAUCAAAUUUUCUUCUGUAAAAAUGCUAAUUUAUAUUGUUGUUCUCCGUAUGUUUCAUCAUUUUAGAUUAAUUUACCUUGCAUGAAAUACUCUGCAGUACUUUACAGGUCCAAUUUCAUACAGAUGAUCAGUUUAAAUUGAUAUUUAUAGAAGAAUUUUAGGAAUGUAAGAGUAUAAUGAAAAAAUAUCGUCUUGAGGUCAUAUCGACCUCUUAAAGCACUUCACAGUACAAGACACAUCCACUCACACAUUCAUACAGACCAGCCAUUCACAGCGCUCUAUCUAUCACACAUCAUUGACACACUGCCAGAGGAAAUUUGGGGGUUUUUCCCCCCCGAGGUCACUUCAGAAUGCAGACUGGAGGAGCCAGGGAUCGAACCACCGGCGUUCUGGAUACUGGUUCUAACUCCUGAUCAACAGCCGCCCAAAACAAAAGGUUUUCACAAAGAAAAUCAUCUUCAUCAUGCAGCUAUUUAGUGUUUGUUCUACACUGUUUGUAUUUUAUGGCAAAUAAGUGUUAAUUUUACUUUCAUGAAAAAAGUAUUGUACCAAUCAGUAUCUUAGAGGAAAUAUUAAAAUAUGAAAUACUGCAUUCCUGAAGUCUUUCCAUUCUUCUUUAGUACAAAGUGUUAUUUCAAAAUAGUAUUAAGUUCAUUGUGAUCCGUGUGUUUAUCAUCUGUUCUAAAUGAAUGGUGUCGGUCUCAUAAAUUAAUUUCAUUCCUCUGUAAUUAAAGACAGUGGUAAUAAAAUGAUUGACUUGCUCUCAGUAUGACUGUCUAUGUUUUUAUGAUGUUGUGAAACUUGAGUCACUUAAUAACUGUAAUAAAGUUGU